This is a messenger RNA of Limulus polyphemus (Atlantic horseshoe crab), 1351 nucleotides long. RefSeq lists its product as uncharacterized. The record is from RefSeq and is a predicted model, not a curated record. The coding region runs from base 773 to 1153 and encodes 126 amino acids. NCBI's taxonomy places the organism in Eukaryota, Metazoa, Arthropoda, Merostomata, Xiphosura, Limulidae. The transcript has 3 exons.
GUCCUUACUCCCCAGUUUUACCCUUUAUGACAACUAAUAAUGAUGUUUAGUUUAUCCAUUUUCUAUUGGUGCUUAGUUUAUCCAUUUUCUAUUGGUGCUUAGUUUAUCCAUUUUCUAUUGGUGCUUAGUUUAUCCAUUUUCUAUUGUUGUUUAGUUUAUCCAUUUUCUAUUGGUGCUUAGUUUAUCCAUUUUCUAUUGGUGUUUAGUUUAUCCAUUUUCUAUUGUUGUUUAGUUUAUCCAUUUUCUAUUGGUGUUUAGUUUAUCCAUUUUCUAUUGGUGUUCACAAGUUCUCCAUGGUUAUCACACACCCGUACACUGGAUGGAAGUUGUGUAAAUCAUGUAAAUUCAUGAUUAAUAAAAGAUACAGAUCUCCAAGCGAUCAUGUAGUUGAGAAUCUUAAAAUAUUAUUAACAGAAAAAGACGAAAACGUCAGUUUGGUCGAUUUGUCGAGGUUGUAUGUUGAAAAAGUGGGUUUCAAUGCAUUGUGAAAGUGUCCGAGAUGUCUUAAUAGACCAUUAAACAGAGUUACACUGUUUCUCCUUUAUCUGUGAUUUGAAUACGUAACACCUCCCGGGUUGAGAUCGACCUAGUCCUUCCAGCGAGUUCACAUCCAGUUAGUGAACUGAUAAAGAAGCCGGGAUUACAAAGGGGGCAAAACUUGUUAUGUAAUCUGUAUAAUUGGGUAGAAUGGACCCGAAUAUUGGCCAUGACAUUGGUUUAGUAGGCCAGCACUUCUGAACGUGGUAGCAGUUGGCAGUACAGAGCUGGAAGUAUGGACGGAAUCAUUAAGCAGUUGUCAGUGUUCAUGCUGGAUGCUUUCUCCAAUCCUCGGCUAGCGAACGAGGUUGAGAAGAGUCGAGAGGAUCUUCGGAAAACUGAAACACAGCUAAGUAUGUUCUGGUGUGGUCGUGACGUUCAGCUUAGUAUGUUCUGGUGUGGUAGUGACGUUCAGCUUAUAUGUUCUGGUUUGGUAGUGACGUUCAGCUUAGUAUGUUCUGGUGUGGUAGUGACGUUCAGCGGAGUACGUUCUGGUGUGGUAGUGACGUUCAGCGGAGUACGUUCUGGUGUGGUGGUGACGUUCAGCGGAGUACGUUCUGGUGUGGUAGUGACGUUCAGCGGAGUACGUUCUGGUGUGGUAGUGACGUUAGACUAGAGUCAGAAGUCUGACUUAACUUGUGAGUGUAAAUGCUAGAAACUAUAUGUUACCCAUCUGUAGUUAAAACCACAUUUAAAUAAUGUGAGAAGUGAGUACUUGCACCCAAUCCGUGGUCAGUGUAGACAACUUCACCAUGUGGUUCAAUAAAUGCUGAUGCAAGUACUUGUAUGGUAAGAAAUAAGUUGAUACAUAGAG